GGUGCUUUGGCGUGAUGUCUCCGGUGCUCGGAUAGGAUGAUCCGCGGAAACGGCGCAAAAUGUUCCUGCAACUUGUGAUCGUGCUCAUCUCAGGUUUGUCACUGGUGGCUGCUGUUCGCCUAACGACCCCAGAAGUGUCUCCCCGUGACUCCAGCUAUGUCCUGUACAAGAGUACUUCAGAAAUCACGUGUACCGUUAUGGGGAAGGAGUGUCUCAAUGGCGGCACAUGCUACGUCAACGGUCAGGGAGCUUUUGCAUGCAGCUGCCCUCCUGGAUUUGUGGAGCCAUUCUGUCAAAUCAGUAACCCCUGCCACAGCUCCCCCUGUCAGCAAGGGGGCAUCUGCCAACUUCAGGGAGCAGGAGAGGAUUACACCUGUCUGUGCCGUCAAGGGUUUGAAGGGCAGCACUGCGAGCUGGAAACUGACGAGUGCCUCAGCUCCCCCUGUCGUAAUGGUGCCAGCUGCCAUAACACUUUUGGGGGCUUUGUGUGCAUUUGUGACUCUGGCUGGGAGGGCCCUCUGUGCAACCUUCAUGUGAAUGCCUGCCUCUCUGAUCCCUGCUACAACGGGGGCACCUGUGUCCUCAAGCCCAAUGGCCACUUCAUCUGCAGUUGCCUGGUAGGAUUUGCUGGACUCACUUGUGAGAUCAACAUCGACGACUGCGCCAAUCAUCAAUGUAACCAAGAAAGUGCCCGAUGUGAGGAUGGCAUAGGGACAUAUCGUUGUGUCUGCAACGAGGGCUUCACUGGCAUCUUCUGUACGGAAGCCAUGGACAGGUGUUUAUCAUCCCCUUGCCUGAAUAACGGCGUCUGCAGAUCUGUUCUGGAUGACUAUGUCUGCGAUUGUCAAACUGAACCCUUGUUUUACGUCGGGAAAAACUGUGAAGAUCUUUAUAAUGCCUGUGCCAACCAGCCAUGCCAUGCCUCCAGGAACUGUACAAGUGAGCCAGGCAAGUCAGAAUUCAGCUGCGGGUGCCCCCUAGGAUUUGCGGGAGCAGAUUGCACCAUCAACAUCAACGAAUGUGAGAGCAAUCCCUGCCAGGGAUAUCAGACCGAAUGUGUGGACGGAGUCAAUGGGUACACCUGUCAGUGUCCUAAUGGCUACAUGGGCGAGGACUGCCAGGCUGCUAUAAACAACUGCUCUGCAGGACCCUGCAGAAAUAAUGCCACUUGUGUAGAUGUGCCCGGUGGCUACCAGUGUAGAUGCCAGGCAGGUUUCCAAGGAGAGCACUGCGAGGAAAACAUUGACGAAUGCCAAUCCAGCCCUUGCAAGAAUGGUGCCAUCUGCUUGGACGGUCUAAAUACCUACUGGUGCUUUUGUGUGCCCGGCUUCCAGGGGUACAACUGCGAGAUUGACAUCAACGAGUGCGCCUCCCGGCCGUGUGAGAAUAACAGCACCUGCGUCAAUGAGAAGGACCAUUACAUGUGCAUGUGCCAACCGGGGUACACAGGCGUGAACUGUGAAGUGAAUAUCAAUGAAUGUGAAUCUUCUCCCUGCCAGAAUGGAGCCUCUUGCGUGGACUACGUCAACUUGUUUUUGUGCGUCUGUCCAGAGGGUUAUGAGGGUUCACUUUGCGAAAUUAACAUCGACGAAUGUGCCAGACAGCCAUGCCAGAAUGGAGGCACCUGUCAGGAUGCUGUUAAUGGGUAUCACUGUGACUGCCAUGGAACAGGAUUUGUGGGGGACGCCUGUGAAAUCGACAUUCCCGAGUGCUCGUCUAACCCUUGUGCUAACAACGGGAUCUGCCUGGAGGGAAUUAACGGCUAUUCCUGCCAGUGCUGGUCAGGCUAUGAAGGCCAUCAUUGUGAAGAAGACAUUGAUGAUUGUGCAGAAGAGCCAUGUGCCAAUGGGGGACACUGUUAUGAACGCUCCAACCAGACCUACUAUGGCAAGAUAGAAGAGUUGAAUGAAAGCUUCAGCUAUCACACAGCUGCUGGCUAUGUGUGCCACUGCCAGCCGGGGUUCGCAGGUGAGAACUGCUCCAUCAACAUUGACGAGUGCGCUUCCAUGCCUUGCCAGAAUGGUGGCAGCUGUAAGGAUGGAAUCAGAGAAUAUGCCUGCCUGUGCCCACCUGGAUUUGCAGGAUUUGUAUGCGAGACAGACAUUGAUGAAUGCCAAAGCAACCCUUGCAAGAAUGGAGGUAUAUGUGAAGAUGAGACGGCAGACUAUCUUUGCCACUGUCCACCACCACAUGAGGAUGGUCUGCCCUGGGGAGGGAAAAACUGUGACAUCGAGUUAUCAGGCUGUUUGGAGAACCAGUGUAAAAAUGGUGCAAUGUGCAUACCCACACUUGAAGAUGGGGCGCAUAAUUACCACUGCCAAUGCCCGCCAGGUUUUUAUGACAUGUUUUGUGAAACCUCAACUACGUUUUCCUUUUCUAAAGGAGGAUUCAUUCUCAUUGACACCUUGAAUUCCAACAGAAGCAGAAGAGGUUUGGAUCAGGCCAGUAUGUGGAUCAGCUUGCGUUUUAGAACCACUUUGACGGACAUGAUAAUAUUUUACUGGGGAACAUCGUCUAGCUUUCUAAACUUGGAAAUUAUAAAUGGGCUGCUUCUAGCCGUGGCUCACAUUGAUGGCUUGAGUACCAAUUUGUCAUUAGCAGAAUAUGUCAGUGACGGAGAGUGGCAUCAAGUGACAGUGAAUAUGAGCAAUGAUUUUAGUGGAAUAAGCCUGUGGAAUAAAAACUGUAAGCACGAAUCAGAUAGAUGUUAUACAGAAGUCCCCAUGACGUCACACAGCCACCUGAAAGGUGACUUUAGGGUGAUCUCCAUGGGUGGGACAAUAGAUGAGUUUCUGGACAACACUGUCAGCAGGACUAAUUUUACAGGGUGCAUUGAAGAUGUGCUCAUCAAUUCCCAGCCGCUUCUCCCUGAAAGCCUCGCCAAGGAUGCGUCGUUUGGCAUGGAGCUUGGAUGCCACAAAACAGAAUGGUGCAAUGCAGUGCCUUGCUCAAGUAAUGGAACCUGCGUGGACUUAUGGACCUCGUACCGAUGUGAUUGCUUCCGGCCCUUCUACGGUGCAGACUGUUCCUUGGAGUACACACCCGUGACGUUCGGCUAUGAAGACAACAGGAGCCUCUCCUCCUUCACCGUCAACAGCAGACACGGCUCUGAAUUUGUUGUCUCUUUUUUCCUUCGGACACGGAAGACAGAAGGUUUGAUAUUCCAGCUGUGGAACGAUACCCAUGCAUAUUUCACAAUAUAUUUGAAACAGGGCCGAGUCUGUGUCCGGACUUUGUCCAGACUUGAAGCCAUAUUCCCUAUCUAUAUUACCAAUGGUGAGAAAGAGCUGAUUGACGUGCAUUUCUCCAACGGUCAGGUUGAGAUCAGCCAUUUCGACUGGAAGUACAAGUCGACUCGCCUGCCCACCGUCUCACUGGAGGCAGGUGAUGUGGUGUACAUCGGGGGCCACAUAGAAGAAGACUACACUAGAGAAUGGGGCGGUUAUCUCAAAGGGUGUCUUCAGGACCUGCAGCUUGACAGGAAGCGUGUGGAUUUCUUCUCGGAGCAGUCAAGUAACGCAAGUGCGGCCUGGUAUGGUGAGAAGAUCCUGGUCAACGUAAGCGAGGGAUGCCUCAGUGACGACACUUGCUCGCCCAACCCCUGUGACAAUGGAGGAAGAUGUAACAUCACCUGGAACGACUUUGUGUGCUCCUGCCCUACCAACUUCACGGGGCUCACGUGCCAAACGAGAGUCUGGUGUUCCAGUGAGCCCUGCCCUCUGCACACCGUGUGUGUCGACAUUCCCGGUGGAUUUGAAUGUAUCUCAAACGCUACCUUUCAGAAUAACACUGUUCAGUAUGCUGCCAACGGGUCACUUCAGCGCCCAGUCACCUCGGUGUCAUUUGACAUUCGGACGCGGGAUGAAAACGCCGUUCUCCUGUGGGCCACAAGUGGAGGCGAGUUGUUUUGCAUCACCCUGCACGACUCCACGUUGCAUGUGAAGCUGCGGGCCGGGAGUAGUGUGGACAGUCUGUCCAGCGACGACAACAUCACCGAUGGCACCUGGCAUCACGUCGCUGUCACCCUCAAGGAACAGUCCUCGGGCCGCUCCAGGUGGACAGUCUCGGUCGAUGGAAAGGACAACUCAACUGUUACCUCCUCCCAGCUAAACUUCCUAAACAGGUCCACCAUCACGCUGGCAGAGAACUUUGAGGGCUGCUUCGGAGAAGUCAGGGUGGCUGGCAUUGUCCUCCCUUUUGUGGAAGGGCCCACAGCCCCGCAAGAGGAGAAAUUUGUCAAAAUCAGCAAAGGAGAAAUUCAGAUAGGCUGCCGAGGCUCUCUGGUCUGCUCCUCCAACCCCUGCCACAAUGGUGGAGAGUGCGCAGAUCUGUUCGACUUGUUCGAGUGCCGGUGCCCUCCUGGCUGGGCAGGCCAGUAUUGUGAGGACAAUAUCGAUGAUUGCCUGUCUAAUCCUUGUAUCCAUGGCACUUGCAACGACCUCCUCGAUGGCUACAAGUGUGAAUGUUCUGCGGGCUACGCUGGGCAGAACUGCAGUGAGGACAUCGAUGACUGCAUGAACCACCAAUGCCACAAUGGAGGAGCCUGCAAGGAUGCAAUCAACUCUUACCAGUGUGACUGCCCGCCUCAGUUCUCGGGGGUCUUUUGCGAGUUACCUUACCCUCCUCAGCGCUGUGGGAAGGAGCUCUGGUGUGAGAACAAUGGCAACUGCGUGGACGAGAGCUGGGGAGCCCACUGCAUCUGCCCGUCUGGUUACACAGGACAAAGAUGUGAAACGUACCUGAGGAACUGCGACUGCAACCCCUGCCACAAUGGAGGGACCUGUCGUGAUCUUGUCGAGAAGUACGAGUGCCUCUGCGGAGCCAACUUUGUGGGCCAGCACUGUGAAACUGAUAAACAGGAGCAGACAGACAGAAUCCCCCAGAUGGUCAUCGCUGUCCCGGUGGCCUGCGGCUGCCUGCUGCUCCUGAUCAUCGGCCUCAUCUUCAUGGUGCUCACCGCACGGAAGAAACGACAGUCAGAAGGAACGUACAGCCCGAGCCAACAGGAGGUGGCCGGCGCCCGCCUGGAGAUGGACCGCGUCCUCAAAGUGCCACCGGAGGAGCGCUUGAUAUGACCGGGGGGGAGGGGGCAGCAGGGGAGAGCUCACAGAAGGGCACUGCAUUUGAUCAGCCGAGACGUGAUGCCCCACAAGAGACGGUGGCAGACAUUCCCGGGACACAAAGCCCGGUGACAGGCCGGUUAGUGACGGCUUCCUCUAAUUUAUUGGACCUCGGACUCUUAAGCACUGCUGGCGAUGUCAUUCAAUCAAAGUGCCUGGCUUACAGAUUCCAAGACCUCGUCACUUUCCUAUUCGACGGGACACUUUGUGAGAACUCGACUUUUUAAUUUUUUAAUUUUUUUUUUUUUUGUAAAAUUCUUAUUGUUGUGAAGUUAUUUAUUCUUCUUUUAGAUAUCCUCAUAGGUUGUUUCGUUUUUGUACCUGUCGCAUUUUAAAUGAGUGUCACUGGAGUAAGAAAUAAGCUCCGCCCCCAACUCAUAACUGUAAGAAAUAAACUCCACCCACCUCACCCCAGACCCCGCCCAGCUCUUAACCAAUCAGACAAAUGCCCCAGAACUGUUGCUGUGCAGGCGGGAGUCCAGACUUGGGGGGUCCCUAUGUGACACUACUGAUGUCUGGAGUGUGGGGGGUCCCUAAGUGACGCUACUGAUGUCCAGAGUGGGGGGGUCCCUAAGUGACGCUACUGAUGUCCAGAGUGCGGGGUCCCUAAGUGACGCUACUGAUUUCCAGAGUGGGGGUCCCUAAGUGACGCUACUGAAGUCCUUUACUAUCCAAUGUGCAAAUCUACUGCCGGAGUUUGUAGGUCCACGUGCGGCUCGGACUGAUGUUGAUGAGGCCCAUGUCGGACCUUCUGAUUUGUAAGACUGUCUGAACAGCCCAGGGUGGGCUUCACAGCAGCGGCCUGCGAGCUCCUCCAGGACUGUGCCCGGUCACUCGAUAACAGAAAGGAGAGCGACUGGCGUGUUGUGCUCGUGUGCCACCUCGACACUCAUGUCCAUCAUCUGGAUGCCACACUGGACUCCUCAACCUGGAAUUAACUGGAAAGUCGGCUCAUCUCAAGAAGGACUAAAAUGUGAUUUUUUUUAAAAAAACAAAACAAAAAAAAAUGUCUUUUGAGGAGAGUGUAACUGUUGUCUGGUGUGACUUGACUUUAUUUUUCUGCAUGAUCAGGUGGGAAUUGGAGGCUGGUUGGUGGCUGCCAGCCCACUAGGUGCUCUAAAGCAACCCGAAGUGUGCAACUUGGUUUGUGGGGCUUGAGGCAUUUCAGUGAUGGCUGCUGGACCUCCGCAGAAGGGACAAGGGGACUGCAACUGAGAAACGGGAGGGACAGGAGCCUGAGGGGACGCUGGCCAGUUAUUCACUGGUGUUGGAUGGAGCGGCCACCUUGCGGGUGUCGGGUCGGGAGACCAAAUGUGUGCUGGCAGCUUAAAGCCCAAGGCUGUUGUGACACACAGCUCAGCAGCAAGAGGGGAUCGGGGGGCUCGUUUUUAAAAAAAAAACUUACAUGGCGCCUUUCUCAGCGAGCUUCAUGGAUGACAGCACCAGAUUACAAAAACGUUUAGUUUAUAUAGCGCUUGUCACAAGAAGCUUUACUAAACACACAAUAAAGUCCAAGGUAACAAACUAAACAAAAAGAAUAAGCCUGUGAUUGUUGUAUAUAGCGCCUCUCACAGCAGGCACCACCAGAAGAACCGAUUAAGACAGCAAAACAUGGAAGAGUACAAAAGGGGCGUUUAUAUAGCGCCUUGCACAACACCUGUCAUCAGAAUGUGAAACACAAAACCCCAGAGGAUGACAUCCCGAAGUUUAUAGCGCCUUAAACAGGAGGCCGCAACAGACACAAAUACAAAGGGAGUAGAAAACGCCAGAUUACAACUUCAAUAAAAAAGAAUGUUUAUAUAGCGCCUUACACAACAUCUGUAACAGAAGGUGCUUAAUGAAAAACACAGGAUAAAAAAAAAACUAAAAGAGCACUUAGUAUUAUAUAGCGCCUUUCACACUGAGCGUCAUCAGAAACACCGACAAAGAAAACAUACAAUACAAGAUUACAAGUUCAUAAAAAGAAUGAGUGUUUAUAUAGCGCCUCGCACACCACGUCUCAGCAGAAGACACAAAACUAAAAAGUCCUUCAGUGCCGUAUAGCGCCUUUCACAGUGGGCCUCAUCCCAGUCACCAGCAAAGACAAUAUGAAAUGCAAGAUUAGAAUCUAAAUUUGAUAAAAAAUAAUGUUUAUAUAGCGCCUUUCACACUGAGCAUCACCACAGCCGCAUACAAAGAUAAAAGGUCAGAUUACAACUUCAAUUUCAUAAAACAAAGGAAUGUUUAUAUAGCGCCUUUCACAACAAUUAGCAUCAGAAGGAACUUAAUGAAAGACACAAACAGAAAUGAGCACAGGAUAAAGUAAACCCUGAAAAGGUAGUUAGAAUUAUAUAGCGCCUUUCACAGUAAGCGUCAUCAGAAACACCAACAAAGGAUACAACGCAAGAUUACGAUCUAAAUUUUAAAAAAAAUGAGUGCUUAUAUAGCACCUUUCACAAA
Polypterus senegalus (gray bichir) is the source of this 7559-nucleotide messenger RNA. Its product is annotated as protein crumbs homolog 1-like. The record is from RefSeq and is a predicted model, not a curated record. NCBI's taxonomy places the organism in Eukaryota, Metazoa, Chordata, Cladistia, Polypteriformes, Polypteridae. Gene Ontology annotation, cellular component: protein-containing complex; plasma membrane. Gene Ontology annotation, molecular function: calcium ion binding. Gene Ontology annotation, biological process: establishment or maintenance of epithelial cell apical/basal polarity; heterophilic cell-cell adhesion. The transcript has 16 exons. Bases 60 to 5075 code for a protein of 1671 amino acids.